Molecule: messenger RNA, 990 nt
Organism: Parastagonospora nodorum SN15
Lineage: Eukaryota; Fungi; Ascomycota; Dothideomycetes; Pleosporales; Phaeosphaeriaceae
Exons: 1
Coding region: 1-990 (329 amino acids)
Source: RefSeq, a predicted model, not a curated record
AUGUCUCAAUCACAAUCCCGACUCUUGCAGCUCCCGGCUGAAAUUCGAAACAACGUCUAUGACUACUUGUUCAAGGAUCCAGACAAGGUCAUCCCCCACACCGGAGACACCUCGAAUCAACUCAAGCUCGUGUGCUGGCAGCUAUACCACGAGACCGCAUGGCUUGAGGUGCGCCUAAACGACAUCCUCAUUAUGAUCCAGGAUAGUUCCGAACAACCUGGUCCUGCGCAGCAACUGGUCACGUUCCAUUCACGGGGGUAUCCUAUUGGUUCAGACCGGCAUCUUCAAACGGUCGUUCUAAAGCAGAAUUUCAUCAACAAUUCUCUGAUCGGUCGUUCAUUCUCAAAGAACCCGCUGGAAGAUCCAAGCGGACAUAUUGCUCCAGUGUCCGAGUCGCACACUACCUUCCUACAACUCGCAGAUAUCUGCCGUGCAAGCCCUCAACUGAAAGUUCGUUACAUUCUGCCGGGCUUCUUCCUUGAUGAAAACCGGCCAGACGCAGCCCUUUAUUUCAUCUUGCAAGGCGUGUUUUAUACAUGCGCCAUCCGCGAAGGGAAUGAUUUCAAAUUGCUCUGGAACUUGCCAGCUCUUGCCUUUGCUGGAGCAAACAUUGCCGCUCGAGCCAACUUGUGGCUACGGUAUCAACACUGCAAAACCAAGGUACAACUUGAGAUGGAGGUAAUCCGCCACAGGAGAGGUCAAUACGUUCAAAGUUUACUUGGCGAGGAGGCGGAGGAAGAGAUCCGGGACUUCCUUGCCAGGGGCGGAUAUCAAACUAUCCACCGACAUGUGUUUGAACGAUUGCGGCUGCCUAACCUCAAGUUCUUUCCCACCUGUACCAAAUUCGACGAAGCUGAGUUCAAGCGGCUUCUGCUCAAUUCAGCAUCGGCUUCGCCUACCGCAGCUGCCAUGCUGAACGAUCUAGUGGCGCAGAAUCUCGUGGACUUCUGGGUAACGAAAGCCCGAAAGUGGGUGGAGGAGGGUAUCUGA